Molecule: messenger RNA, 2510 nt
Organism: Corythoichthys intestinalis (scribbled pipefish)
Lineage: Eukaryota; Metazoa; Chordata; Actinopteri; Syngnathiformes; Syngnathidae
Gene: fndc10
Product: fibronectin type III domain containing 10
Exons: 2
Coding region: 196-1047 (283 amino acids)
Source: RefSeq, a predicted model, not a curated record
CGGACGUCAGAGCGUACACGUCAAAAGCAACAAUCAAGACGAAGACGGCCGGCAGACCCGCUGGCAUAGCAACCCCUGCAGGAAAUGUGUGCUCUGAAGUGUCCUCGCUCGUGGACGCGCUUCCCUCCUCCACGCGGAUGUUGAAGCAGAGCUGAUCCGAUAAAUGGCCGCCAUCAGCAAGUCCGACCAGAGGAGAUGAACCGCCAACAGGGGCCGUCGGUGCUCGCGUUAGCUGCGCUGCUGCUUUGCACGGCGCAGCACAGGACUCGUGGCAGCAGCUCAGCAUCAGCAUCAACAUCCCCAUCGGAGGUGGCAGGCAGGGAAGAUGCAGGGAUGCAGCGCAAGUGGCUUAAACACCAUAGCAACAGCAGUCAGGAAAGCAGGCCGAGGUACAGCGACGUUUCUGGCGUGUCACCGAUCAAGUGGAGCCCGUUCAGCAAGGCGUCAUCACCGCUGUGUGCCUAUCAAGUCACGGAGGGGGGUAUCGGGGGGCCGCUCUGCUUUCGACACAUGUUGGUCGGGUACAAGUGCCAUAAGGGAGACUGCAGGUCAGCCGUGUCUUCAGGGAGCUUGGUGGCGAAUAUUCUCCUCAAUGGCAGCGUGUUACUACAGUGGAGUCAAGAGGUCCAACGGUCACCAGACUGGACGAGAGCUUUUGGCACAAACUCGUCGAGUGUUUUCGGUGGCCGGCGACACAGACGCGGAGGUUACGAGUUGAGCUGCUGGUGGAACGGCAGCUACACUCAGUUCGAGUGCGCCGGGGUCAAUCUCGGUUCUGGAUGCGGGGACUUCAUGUUAAGCGAGCUGCACGAGAACAUUCCUUACCGCAUCUGCCUGCGCUCCCAGACAGCGGAGCACAAAGACUGCGUGGAGUUUAUCCUGCCGCCUUCUGGGAUGCAGGACAUCGUGAUCGCCAUGACGACAGUCGGAGGGGCCAUUUGCGUGAUGUUGGUCAUCAUCUGCUUACUGGUGGCAUAUAUUACAGAAAACAUCAUGAGCCCGGCAACGCAGCACACGUACUCUUACCGCACUCACUCGCGCCACUGAGACCUCACCUUGAACAUUUGCACAAUAAACACAUUAAGCGUCCACCACGACCUCAUCUGAUGCGAUCUUCUCUCAACCGUUGUCCAUGUAGCAUCAUCAUUGUGUGUGAAUUGAAGCACAAUGGCAUACCAAGAACAGAUAAACUUUUCAACCUCUCAAACAAGCGCUGAACCAAAUUUACUGGUACUGUACACUGCAACCUCCAAACUUGAAUACACUCCUCUUGAAUUCCAGUUCAUUACAAUUUUACAACUAUUUUCAUUAAUCAAUUUGAAUGUAAAUGCAGAAACAAUGAUUAAGGGCAGUGUUUCCCAAACUUUUUUGUGCCAAGGAUAUGUCUUACUUUAUGUCUGGGAUAGACUUAUCUUUUUUGCUUGGGUUCCAAGCGCUGAAGCAAUUUUGAUGUCUAACCAUGUUGUAACUUGUUGCGUAUAAAACCGUUUUUUUGUGCAUGCCACACUACUGGCAAGAAGCCCGUACCGUACUCGAAGAAGGACUGCCAAUAUAUUCCUGUAUCGUCUCACUAUUUGGCCUGUUCCCGUUUUCAAAAUAGCUCUCCAAACCUAUUUAUUAUAUAGUCAUUUUUGCUGGCAUUUUUCUUCCCAUAUCACAUGACUUGAGAUUCUUUCAGACUCUGGUUUAGAUCAUUUGUAUAUUAUUUAUUCAAUCUCUUUGCGCGCCGAAGUACAAGUCCAAGGCUCAGUAAUUGGGGACUGAAGUUUUUUGGUCUGUGUUUAGCUAUCUUUAUUGAGCCAAGGCACCAAUUUUAAAACAAUCCCACACAUUUCACAAAAUCAGUUGGCAAAAUACCAAACACAAUAUUCACAAAAACGUGCUCCAUUCAUCUUUAAGUUGCUGAGCAGCUACAACAGAUUUAUUCCGAAUUUCCGCAUUGCAUAUCUUGUUGACAUCGCAGAUCCUUUUUGUUGCAACAAAAAAUACAAAAGAAACAAAUAAAACACAAACUACAAUCGAGUUAUAAUCUUGUACACUUGUGGAAAAAUUUGGAGGCAUUUGGUCUUCAGAAUUUUAGUUGAAUUCCAUCUUGUCCAGAAGGACUCGAGACACAUUCAACUUCGGAGGUUUCAUAGCCAUUUACACUGAGUACACUGGAUCUACUCAACCGUGUUGCAUUGAAGAGUUUGUCACUAAUAGUUAACUCUGCGCCAGCAGAAAUAUACAGCAAUAUGAUUGAUGAAAUGCUUUUAGUGUGUACCAUUAGUUGAUGUUUGCUCAACAUGUACAACAAUUCAGUAGAUGUUCAGACAGCUUGUGUCCUUGCUGUAACAAAAGGGAUACUGGAGUGAAUUACAUGUGUCCAUAGACUUAUUUUGUGCUAUAAAGUCUGCAUAGAUAUUCAUGUUUUUACUAUGUAUUUAGAAAAGGGCAAUACAAUCUCUCAACACUGUACCAAACUGAAUUAACCACAUUACCUUGUCUCCUGCUGUCAGCCAAUAAAGUAU